Molecule: messenger RNA, 1683 nt
Organism: Ornithodoros turicata
Lineage: Eukaryota; Metazoa; Arthropoda; Arachnida; Ixodida; Argasidae
Exons: 1
Coding region: 1-1683 (560 amino acids)
Source: RefSeq, a predicted model, not a curated record
AUGCCCCACCACGCGGUCAUACGCGAAGAUCGUGAAACUACCAAAGUCCGAAUUGUUUUCGACAUAAGCUCCAAAGCACCCGGAGCACAAUCAUUGAAUGACAUCCUCGAACCCGGUCCUAAUCUCAACCCCGACAUGCUGAAGCUAUUACUCACUUUUCGCUUACACAGAAUCGCAAUCAUAGCCGACAUUGAGAAGGCUUUCCUUCAAAUUCUUCUGGACGUUCAGGACCGAGACUUCCUUCGUUUCUUCUGGUAUGAAACCACUCCGUCCGUAGAAGGUCAGUUGCCCCGACUCGAAAUAUGGCGCAUGACACGCGUUCCCUUUGGCGCUACGAGUAGCACUUUCCUUUUAGCUGCCACUAUACAUCAUCAUCUGCAGCACCAGGAGGCUACUUAUCCAUGGACGACAAGUCGACUGAAAGCACGGUUCUAUGUUGAUGAUCUCGUCACUGGCGCCGAGGAUACCCAGGAAGCCAUGAAACUUUUCCGGGAAACUCUUCAGAUCUUUGAAACUGCAAGCAUGCCAGUCCGGAAAUGGCUCACAAACAGUCCCACUCUUCAGCAAGAGUUUGAACGCUCAGGCUACACGCGAGUGUCAACUGUACCUGCUAAUGUGUUGGGCAUCACUUGGCAUACCGGUCGGGAUGACCUGACAUGCUCUCUCUCUUCCAUUUCGGAGUUCCUCAAGUCCAGUCAAUGUACGAAGCGCCACGUCUUACGUAGUGUCUCCCGGCUUUUUGAUCCCUUCGGGUUUUUGGCGCCGUUCACGAUAACCCCCAAGAUUCUCUUCCAAAGCCUCUGGGAAGAAAAAACACCAUGGGACGCUACCUUCACGACUGCAAGUUCAAUCGUAUGGAACACCUGGUGCUCAGACCUCAACCAACUUACGUCCUUUGCGCUCCCACGUAUUCUCGACCCAGAUAGCCCCGACCUUGUCUCAACUUUCUCGCUGCAUGCCUUUUGCGAUGCCAGCCCGCAUGCGUAUGGGGCGGUUGUGUACUUUCGCAACCCAAAGACUUGCCGUGUCACCUUCGUCGUUGCCAAAUCGCGAGUGGCCCCUUUGAAACGUCAGAGCCUUCCCAGGCUAGAGCUAAUGGCAGCUGUCCUUGCAGCCAGAUUACUCAAGACCGUCACAGAUGCACUCUCAAUCGUGCGCGACAACUGCAACGCCUGGACAGAUUCUAUGAUUGCCCUUUCCUGGAUUCGGACGGCACCUUCACGCCUAACACCUUUCGUAAGCCAUCGUGUCUUAGAUAUUCAACGACACGUUCCCCCUCAUCUGUGGAGACACUGUCCUGGAUGCGAAAACCCUGCCGACCUCCUUACCCGCGGGGUAUCUGCCACAACACUAACACAGAGCUCUCUAUGGGUAUCCGGCCCUCCCUGGCUCCAACAGGCGACGACAUUCUGGCCCCCAACACCAAACCCGGUUGAAUCACUGCCAGAUGCCAUCGAACUCAAUGCACAGCUUGACGUAGAUGUCUCCCUACUACUUGUUCCCGGACCUCCGACUGAGGCUGUGCUCUCUAUAAACAACUUUAGUAGCUUUACCCGUCUACUCGCAGUAACGGCAUGGAUUUUUCGGUUUAUACAACGUGCUAGAAGAUCAACUAAUGCUGCUCCACAGCAUGGCAAUGCUCAUCUGUCAGCCGACGACUUGCACAGAGCCGAGCAAUAUUGA